AUGGCCGUGGAGCAUUUGAUGAAAGAAUUAAGUGAGGCUAGAGUUGAUGAAAAAUUUGGAUUUGAAAGAUUGUUAAAUUUGAGGAAACUGGAGAUCUUGGAUUUGGGUUCCAAUGACUUUGAUGACAAUAAUAUCCUCCACUCUUUGGGUGCUCACACUUCAAUUAAGACUUUGAUUAUCAGUGACAAUGCCUUGGGAGGAUACUUCCCUGCACAUGAAUUAGUAGCAUUGAGAAACUUGGAAACAUUGGAUAUAAGCACCAAUGGUUAUCAUGGCUGUCUCCCAAUGCAAGGUUUUGAAAAGCUGUCGGCUUUGAGAAAAUUGGAGACUCUAAAUCUUGAAUGGAACGACUUUGAUGAUAGCAUUCUGCCAUCUUUGAGUGCGCUUAGAUCCCUUAAGAUGCUUAAUCUCCGUGCAAAUAACAUUGGGGGAUUAUUUCCACCUCAAGAAUUAGCUUAUCUUGGGAACCUGGAAAGGUUGGAUCUAAGUUUUAUUCAAUUUAAUGACAUCCAAGGUCUUGAAGUUCUCUUUUGA
Molecule: messenger RNA, 534 nt
Organism: Camellia sinensis
Lineage: Eukaryota; Viridiplantae; Streptophyta; Magnoliopsida; Ericales; Theaceae
Source: RefSeq, a predicted model, not a curated record